Messenger RNA from Trachemys scripta elegans, 1549 nucleotides. Its product is annotated as vascular endothelial growth factor receptor 3-like. The record is from RefSeq and is a predicted model, not a curated record. Gene Ontology annotation, molecular function: transmembrane signaling receptor activity. Bases 117 to 719 code for a protein of 200 amino acids. Gene Ontology annotation, biological process: regulation of adaptive immune response. Lineage: Eukaryota; Metazoa; Chordata; Testudines; Emydidae. Gene Ontology annotation, cellular component: plasma membrane. The transcript is spliced from 4 exons.
GUGUGGGGAGGUUUGUACUUUUCUGACAGCUCAUAAGCGGCAGAAGAGGCUUCUAAUGCUCUUUCUUUGCUGUGAGAGGAAAGGGUCUGCUGAUAAUUGUCCGAGAUUUCAAUCUGAUGGUACUCCAGAAAAUAAUGAGGAUCAGGGGUUGGCUGAUUGGGCGUGGAAGAAGCAGCCUUAUUGUGGCUCUCCUGUGGGCAGCAUUGGGAAUAAAAGCUGCAGGAUGUGACAUGCUUGAAAUCCAAUACCCAUCAGCCCGCGUUAAGCUUAAAGAAGGAGAUCCCCUGACCUUGAAUUGCACAGUGUGGUAUGAAAAGGAACAGGAACAGAAACAGUCUUCAGAUCUGAAGGUCUACUGGUGUAAACAGGUGGAAAAUCAGAGCAGCUGUGCUAAGGUUGGCGAAGAGCUGGAACGCUUGCUAUCAACAAUGAGCUUAAAUCCCCAAGCAAGGGUCAGCUUGUCUCUGCUCCUGGAGAUUCAUAAUGUCAGCCGUUCAGACAGCGGUGGUUACCAGUGCAGAGCCAGUGCAAAUAACCAGAUUGCUAUCGGUCACUAUAUCCGAGUGGAAGUAACAGCAGAAGAAUUAAACCUUGUGAGUUCUUUGAACACCACAGGGAGUCCAGAGGCUAUCUCCCAGGGCAGCAAAGCUCCAAGGAUGGAUUCCUGGCUGGAAAAGACAUGGGCACUGAUCAUGAUACUCUGGCUGACCCUUUCUUAAAAGGGCACAUGUGAUGAAGAUAUGGUUUCUGGUGCUUGGGCAGAUUCCUCUAAAUGGCAGAGUAAAAGUUAAUGGACUAAACUCCUAUAAAGUUGUAAUAGCAAAUUCAUUGUAUUGCACGGGACUGCAUUUCAGCGUUUCAUGGAAGACUGUUUCCGAAGAAGGAUUUUCAGUGGCUUAAUGUCUGAGCACCUGGAUGGCAGCUCUGCAGGAUUAUUUAUUGUUUCCUACACUAGUGGUUAACCCGUCAACACCCCCUCAUCAGACAGAGGGACUCACGCUCGUCAGCAUUGGAAGUGAAAUUCUGUAGUCUCUGAUAUCAGUCUUGUGCGUUUUGUCUCCACUAUAACUGAGGAUGGAUUUCUCAGUGUAGAGCAUUUAAAGGGCAGGAAGAGAUUUCUUUCCAUGUCUUCUUUCUGGACCUAUCCAGAGAGAGCUUCUAGCACUCCUUGCCUCAACCUGCUACACUCCCUCUUUAAAGAAAGAUUCCACAGUGCUUCUCUCCUGUGGCCAUUCUGUCAUCUGCAUUGUCUUCUACCAUGUUCUGUUCUACCACCUACUCUCUCUGGGUUGCUUUAAGGGUGCUGGAAGCUCUUAUCUAAUCCCAAGCAGUGGGAGGUAGAAUUCUGUAAACAGGGUUUUGCAGCUUUUGUAGCUUUAGGAUUCCAAUUGGAUUUAUACUGCAGGUCAGUUUGGGGAAUUGGAAAAAGAGACCUUCUAGGGAUUAGCUCCUAGAUACACCUCUACCCCGAUAUAACACGACCCGAUAUAACACGAAUUCGGAUAUAACACGGUAAAGCAGUGCUCCGGGGGGGGGGGGGGGGGAGAGG